Mucor velutinosus is the source of this 378-nucleotide messenger RNA. RefSeq names its product DNA repair protein rad16 (gene RAD16). Bases 1 to 378 code for a protein of 125 amino acids. The record is from RefSeq and is a predicted model, not a curated record. The transcript has 2 exons. Gene Ontology annotation, biological process: response to oxidative stress. NCBI's taxonomy places the organism in Eukaryota, Fungi, Mucoromycota, Mucoromycetes, Mucorales, Mucoraceae.
AUGAUUCAACAAGGAGUCUUUGCUGUUGCUGAGCAUGCUAUUACCACAGCUUCUGCCCCAUCUGCUGAUGCUGCCAGAUCUCGUGCCUUGGCUCUUUAUAGAAAAUGGCAAAAAUCUGUUCCUGAUAUGAUGAAGCUUCACGAAAUCAACUUGCCAACCUCAGCUAUUCGUGCUAAAAUUCGUGAAGAAUUCGAAAGACACCGCAAUGUUGAAAAGCUUGAAGUUCGUGACAUUUUGUACGCUAAAGGACAAAUGGAAUACCAAGAAGUUAUGAACGUCUGGAAGCAAAACAACCAUAUUAUGAAUUAUUUCCAAAAGGAAGAAGCACCACCCAAGCCAACAACCUUCUUGGACAAGUUUUAUGAAGGCAGAUUUUAA